Prorocentrum cordatum is the source of this 1933-nucleotide messenger RNA. Lineage: Eukaryota; Dinophyceae; Prorocentrales; Prorocentraceae. The record is from the annotation of a GenBank genome assembly.
GGUCAACGCCCCGACUGUACCUACUUUCACCGACCGAUGGGUAAACCUUUGAGUUUGGUAGCGGAGCUGCAGCGCAGCACCGGCUCCAGCCUCCAGCUCUUCCACCGGGCACUGCGCGGCGCCAUACACCAUCUGUUCCACUGACAGGGCGUGAGGCACAGUGCGAAGGUGUUGCUCCUGGGAGCGGCGCCGGCACCGAGUGACCGCCUCGUCAACAGAGUUGAAAACAUCGGCAGAGCUUUUGCUCCGACCGCGAUCGAAGACAACUACUGGAGUGAUAAGCUAAGCGAAUUCCAUUUCCUCCAGCCGAAGCCGCGUCCAUUCCGGACGGGUGGCCGAAGUGGGGCGACAGGCCGCCCACUGUGCUACCCUAGAGGCAGCUCGGGGGAGAAGAGGGGGAGCGAGGAGGAGGAGGCGAGAGCGGGACAUGAGAGGAAGAGGCUCGGGAGAGCCGUCUGCCGCAGGCAGACCGCACCCUCGGCCGCUUCGCGGCGAGGGCCGCGGCCGACGCGCACGGGAGGGGCCGAGCGCAUGCCAACCGCAGCAGCCCAGCGCGUGGUGCCACCGGCGGGCCGGCCUCUGCGGAAGCUCCGGCGCGACGUGGCGCCACCUAUUCUGGGGCACCCUCGGCCGCCCGCGCGGGCGGGCGCGGCGCGCGGCCGAGGGGCCGCCUCAGAGCCCCAGCGUGCCCCCGGAGGAGGUUCCCGGGCGCCUGGGCCGCUCUCGUGGCCCUGGGUGAGGGCGGGGAGCGCGCUGCCGCCGGGCAGGCCGUGAGCGAUGCUGCGGCUGAGGUGGAGGACGCCCACCUGCUGGACCAGGUGCUCGACCUAGAACGAGGCCCCGCUGCCGAUGUCCGCCAGGCGGUAGAUCCACGGUGGUAUGCUGCCCACCCCGAGCCUGCCGCACAGGUCGUCGGCGAAGUGGCAACAGUUCCUCUUCAGGAGGCUGUAGCCAGUGCCUGGGUACUCCGCGGCCAUGCAGCGGAUCACGUCGUGCAUGCUCUCUUCGAACCUCGGCCCUCGAGAGCGUCGUGCUGCGCAUGACAACCGUCUCCCUGAAGUGGUGAUCGCGGUGGGUGCCAGGGUGCACAGCGGCCACGCCCGUGCCGGCGAGGCAGUGGCCGAACAUGAAUUCCUUGUCGAAGAGCUCGACGCCAACGUGGAAGAGGCCGCCGAAUUUGAAAGGGGAGAGCCUGUGGGCGAGGACGGAGUUCAGCCACUGGACGCACUGGUGCUGGGACACGUCGUAAAUGUUGAGCCCACCGUCGCCCCCGCCUCGAGGAGCGCGCGCGGCGGCGCACAGGGCGGUGCGCACGGCGACGCGCGCGGCGACUGCUGCGGCCUCCCGCGGGGCGACGCGAGCGUGGGCGUGGCCGCCGGCGCGGCCGCCCGGGGCCCCUCCUCCGCCUCGCCGUCGUCGUCCGCACUGGGGCGCGGUCCUUGAUGUUGCUGUCCAGGUAAUUGUAAGUGCGCUCGUCCCCCAAAGUCGAGCCUGGCAGAUGGACGGCAUCGGCGCCGCCAGCCGCGGUGAUCAGGCAGUAGGCAGUAGAGCACGAGCGCGGCGAAGACCAUCCAGCGUGGGGUCGGCGCAGCUCGAGGAAUAACGCGGUGAUCUUGAAGUAAUAGCCCUUGAAGAACCUGUGUCACACGGCACGGCAGUGGAGCCGACGGCAUCGAAGCAGGCAGCGAGAGGAAGUCAUUGCGGCAGUGGCGAGGAACAGCUACCUGCUACGCGAUCAACUAAAAGUCAAGGACUCGGAUACGAGAGCACUGUUUUACGGUGCCAAAAACCGAACGAUGUGAGUCAAACGCGAACGACACGGGCACGAACGCUUGGCCAACUUUCGUGCCCCCGAUCCAAGCGGCAGCGGUGGUGAGAGACGAUUACAAUACAAGAGCAAGAGACAGUACAAUACAGUGACCUACCGCUCGAA